Messenger RNA from Colletotrichum truncatum, 2988 nucleotides. RefSeq lists its product as uncharacterized. The record is from RefSeq and is a predicted model, not a curated record. Gene Ontology annotation, cellular component: NatB complex; cytoplasm. Gene Ontology annotation, biological process: N-terminal peptidyl-methionine acetylation. NCBI's taxonomy places the organism in Eukaryota, Fungi, Ascomycota, Sordariomycetes, Glomerellales, Glomerellaceae.
AUGUCCUGGAAUCGGCCUCAGCUAAAGAGCGGCGUCGAUCUGCAGCUGCAGUCUGCCUUCAACGACGGACAGUGGGCCAAUGUUAUUCGCCUCGCCGAAAAGAGAUUUCGGACCUUUAAUGAUCCCUAUUAUGAGGUCGUGAAAAUCGUGGCCGAGAGCCAUCUGGAAUCUCCCUUGGACAAGGCAUCACCUCUGAUAGCCGUGCAGAAGCUUGUCAAGGAUGCAUCCGCCGUGAGAGAUGCCGACUCCCUUGAGCUGUUGGAAUGGGCGUCGGAGGGUUUCCUUGACGAUCAGGAGUUUUCUGAGACGUUCGGACCCCUGAAGUUGCGUUAUGUCAAGGCGAACCCAAAAGACAAGAACGGGGGCACAAGGUGUCUUGAGUCCUGCUUGCUGCACUGGGACUUGGUUAGCGCACAACAGAUCGCUGCUGUUCUUGAUAAGUCCUUUCCCCAGGAACGGAGCUUUCUGUUCUGGAACAUUGCUAUUACACACUUGCUUGCAACUAGCGACCAAUGUCCUGCCGGGAAGAAGCAGCUUUACGGCAUGUUAGCAUUGAAGCAAAUGCAACGUGCAGCGCAAUUCACCGAACAGCACAGCGGUGCUGAGAAGAACGGUGACGUUCCUGACCGAGCGAUCAAGACCGAGGAAGAGAUCCUGCUCUUCUACCGAAUUUUGGAGGCCCAUGCUUCCGAUGCAGAGUGGGAGGCUGCCCUCAAGGGCCCUACGUUAAACCCUGUAUACCAGCUUAAGGCUGGCCGCAAGGACUUGUUUUUACUUACUAUUGAGGUUUUUGAGCGGAAGGGUCAGUGGAAGGUGGUCUACGACCUCUGCAAGGAGUGUUUCUCGGUAACGGACGACAAGGGCCAGCUGAGUAUUCUCGCAUGCGAUUGGAUUGCAUGGAAGAAGUUCCUCAAUGCUGCUGGCCGGAUAGCAGAAUCUGAUCAAGAAGUCCCUGCUGAGGUCUCGUCGCUUAUCGACCGCUUCCUUUCUCAAGAGGGAAUCCUGUCCAUCUUCAAGCGCAACAUCCGCCUGGCCAGAGUUGAAGCCGCUUUUCAGUUUGCUUCGCUGGAAAGGCAAGCCUCCGAGGGAAAAUCGAACCAAUUCCAGGAGAUCUGCCGCUAUAUCGACAUUGAAUGCGCCUCCCCUGCUUGCUUCGACGACGUUAAAGGUUUUGUAGAACGCCUCCCACCGCAUGAGAUCAAAGAGCUUGCCUAUGAGCACCUCAUCACACUGGCCAAAGAAAUCGAUGAUGUUUCCAAGUCUGCGUCUGUAAAGACACUGGCUUUCAAGUUGCAAUACCUCGGCCUCUCAUCAACAAAGACGAUUGUUCGCGUGCCGAACGAGGAGCCCACAAAACCUAACAACUGGAAGUGUAUAGUCUGCGCCGCUGUCAACAAGUCAUCUACCUGCACUGCCUGCUUGCACAACAUCCUGGAAUCGUCCCUUGCUUUGUACUCCACCCUCAUCAACUCUUCCGACAUUAGCUCUUCACUCGACUGCAUACCCGAACUCGCCGUCCUCGCAGCAACAUGCCUCGUCAGGCUGAGUGGCUGGCACGAGCGCAGCAUCGAUAACACUACUUCGCUUUCGAAGAAUGGCCGGCGAGAUCGCCUCCUCCAGGCAGCCCUCAUUAUCGAAGACCAACUCACAAGAACCCCAAAGCACGUUAGACUAACACUGGUCGUGGUGCGCAUCUACCUUGUGCUCGGAUGCGCAUCCCGUGCCAAGGAGCUGUGGGAUACGGUUGAUGUGAAGCGGACGAUUAUCGAUGCUCUCGGCCCAUUCUUCUUUGACCGAUUAUCAACGAUCGCUCCCACACUGGUCUUGCCGCCCAACAGACCAGAGAGAGGUCUGCUGCAGGGCCUGAAGGCCCACUAUCAAGCCUCUCUCAAGCUGAGAAUGCCCAGGCGACUAGCUGAUGCAUUCGAUUCCGAGAGUUACACUUCCAUUCUCGAGAUGCCCAAGUACAUUGAGCGCUUGCGGAAGAGCUCCACGCUCGUGAUGGGCCACGUGGAGGAAGCAAGAGCUGCUCGUGCGCUCGGCAUCCGGGGCGACUCCGUGUUCGAUGAGCCCGCUGUUGAGGAGAUUGUCGACGAAACAGUGCUGAACGCAAACAUCGACUAUGGAUCUGUACCAAACCUCGACGCGGCGACAAGCCGGCCCAUCUACGACGUCUUGCGUCUGGGUCCCGACCCAUCGAACAUACGCUCGCAUCUGUCACUCGGCGCCGAGAGGUUUUUCGAAACCCUGUCAUACAAGGCGCCGCCCUCCUACAAGGUUGCCAACGUCGCGCAAACGGCGGCAGCCGAACAGACGUUUAUUCUGGAAUCUCUCCAGCACCUGCACACCUCCAUGAGUAGGUUCCUCCACGCCCGAGGAAACAACCUUACCCAGCAGGAAGAGAUAUACUACGAAAUCAUCUCCCUGCUUACAGCCCUGAUCCCGCUUGCCAUGGCCGCCGGCCAAAGCCCGCCGCCCCCGGAGCUCUUUUCCAGCAUAGUGUCGGCCGCCAAAUCCGGCCUCGACGUCCUUCGCGCCCUCUCCCUGUCGACGCCCCCCGGGGCCGCAGAAACCAAGACGUUGUCGAUGCUCGGCUCGCUGCAUGGCAUCUGGGUUCUCCGCGACGCCGCUGUAGCGGUGAAGCUGGCUACAAACUACAUUACUGCGUUCAGCGAACGCCUCAAGGAACGAGACCGCUCUGGACAGAGCAACAUCCCCAAGGACGUAAUGGCGCAGGUGAAGUCUUUGGAAACCGCUGCGGCCACAGCCUUGGCGGAGGGCAAGUCCCACGUGUCGUUGCUCAAGAAGGAGAGUGACACCCUGAACAUUCGGUUGAACAAGUGGACGUUCGAGGCGGAGGCAGGAGAAGACAAGUUGGCACAGCAGAUUCGCGACGUGGCCGGAUCACACGUCGGCGUAUGGACGCAGAAGGUCACCGACAGCUGGCGGACCAACGUGAAGGGAUGGGACAUGGUACGCUGGGAAUGA